Molecule: messenger RNA, 126 nt
Organism: Soboliphyme baturini
Lineage: Eukaryota; Metazoa; Nematoda; Enoplea; Dioctophymatida; Soboliphymatidae
Source: the annotation of a GenBank genome assembly
AUGAUUCAGGCAUAUGUAUCAACCGGAGAGCCGCUAGACAAAGCGGGAGCAUACGGAAUCCAAGGAUACGGCGCCACACUGAUAGAGAAGAUCGAUGGCGACUUUUACAAUGUUAUGGGCUUUCCA